Messenger RNA from Harpia harpyja (harpy eagle), 3724 nucleotides. It is a transcript of the gene GSPT1, whose product is annotated as G1 to S phase transition 1. The record is from RefSeq and is a predicted model, not a curated record. Lineage: Eukaryota; Metazoa; Chordata; Aves; Accipitriformes; Accipitridae. The transcript is spliced from 15 exons. Gene Ontology annotation, molecular function: translation release factor activity; GTPase activity; GTP binding. The coding region runs from base 155 to 2026 and encodes 623 amino acids. Gene Ontology annotation, cellular component: translation release factor complex. Gene Ontology annotation, biological process: translation.
GCUCCGGGAGGCCAUACUGCGCUCGAGUCGGGGCGGUGGAGUACACGCGGAAUCGCCGGAGCGAGUGCUGAGUCGGUGCCGCCGCCGGCUUCCCCCUUACCCCGGACGCUGGGAGACGCUUCGGGGCCGCAGAGGCUUGUGGGGCAGCCACAAAAUGGAGGCGAACGGGAGCGGCAGCGGGAGCAGCAGCGACUCGGCUCCCGACUGCUGGGAUCAGGCGGACAUCGAGCCGGGCAGCGGCGCUGGCCCGGGGUCCGCCCCGCCGGCCGCGGAGGCCGAGGCCCAGCAGGAGCUGCUCGGGGCGGCCUUCAGCCGGCAGCUGAACGUCAACGCCAAGCCCUUCGUGCCCAACGUCCAUGCCGCCGAGUUCGUGCCGUCCUUCCUGAGGGGGGGCCCGGCGCCCGGCCUGCCGCCACCCUCGCCCCCGCCCGGCCUGCCGCCGCCGCCGCCGCCCCACGGUGCACCUGUAGAAACUUCUCCAGAGGAGCAGACAGCCUCUUGUGAAGGUUCAAAUGCUGCUGUUAACAUGGAAAUUUCAGAAUCUGUUGUGGAAAAUGGAGAGACAGAAAUGUCCCCGGAAGAGUCAUGGGACCACAAAGAAGAAACAAGUGAAGCAGAGCUAGGAGGUGGUCCCGCAGGAGAUGCAGGGCCUUCUGAAGAAAGCGCUCAGGAAAUGAUGGAAGAGGAGGAGGAAAUACCAAAACCGAAAUCUGUUGUAGCACCGCCAGGUGCUCCUAAAAAAGAGCAUGUAAAUGUAGUAUUCAUUGGGCACGUAGAUGCUGGCAAGUCAACUAUUGGAGGACAAAUAAUGUAUUUGACAGGAAUGGUUGACAAAAGAACACUUGAAAAAUAUGAAAGAGAAGCUAAAGAAAAAAACAGAGAAACAUGGUACCUUUCAUGGGCCUUAGACACAAACCAAGAAGAACGAGACAAAGGUAAAACAGUAGAAGUGGGUCGUGCCUAUUUUGAAACUGAGAAGAAACACUUCACUAUUCUAGAUGCUCCUGGACAUAAGAGCUUUGUUCCAAAUAUGAUUGGUGGGGCUUCUCAAGCUGAUCUUGCUGUGCUGGUUAUUUCUGCAAGAAAAGGAGAGUUUGAAACUGGAUUUGAGAAAGGUGGACAAACAAGAGAACAUGCCAUGUUAGCAAAAACAGCAGGUGUAAAACAUUUAAUAGUUCUUAUUAAUAAGAUGGAUGAUCCAACUGUAAACUGGAGUAAUGAAAGAUACGAGGAAUGUAAAGAGAAACUGGUGCCAUUUUUGAAGAAAGUUGGCUUCAAUCCCAAAAAGGAUAUUCAUUUCAUGCCCUGCUCAGGACUGACUGGAGCAAACCUUAAAGAACAGUCAGAAUUCUGUCCUUGGUAUAUUGGAUUACCGUUUAUUCCAUACCUGGAUAAUUUGCCAAACUUCAACCGUUCAGUUGAUGGACCAAUCAGGCUGCCAAUUGUGGAUAAAUAUAAGGAUAUGGGCACUGUGGUCCUUGGGAAGCUGGAGUCGGGCUCUAUUUGCAAAGGACAACAGCUUGUGAUGAUGCCAAACAAGCACAAUGUGGAAGUUCUUGGAAUCCUUUCUGAUGAUGUAGAAACUGAUUCAGUAGCCCCAGGUGAAAAUCUAAAGAUCAGACUGAAGGGAAUUGAAGAGGAAGAGAUCCUUCCAGGAUUUAUUCUCUGUGAUCCCAACAACCUGUGUCAUUCUGGACGCACGUUUGAUGCCCAGAUAGUGAUAAUUGAGCACAAAUCCAUUAUCUGCCCAGGUUAUAAUGCUGUGCUGCACAUCCACACCUGUAUUGAAGAAGUUGAGAUAACAGCCUUAAUCUGCUUGGUAGACAAAAAAACAGGAGAAAAAAGUAAGACACGGCCCCGUUUUGUGAAACAAGAUCAAGUAUGCAUUGCCCGUUUAAGGACAGCAGGAACUAUCUGCCUUGAGACAUUCAAAGAUUUCCCUCAGAUGGGUCGCUUUACCUUAAGAGAUGAGGGUAAGACCAUUGCAAUUGGAAAAGUUCUGAAACUGGUUCCAGAGAAGGACUAAGCAUUUUUCUCAAUGACCCCCGCACAAUACUGUGAGGAAAAUCGACUCUGCAAAAGCCUACUUCACACCGCCUUCUUAUUUUCUGCCCAUUGAUAAACUUCUCCCCAUAUUUUGCAAAGACAAAUUUCACAGCAAAGGUCCACAUUAUGUCAGCUUUCUCAUAUUGAGAGCUCUGCUAUGCCACUGUUGAAUUUUCCCAAAAAGAAUUUUUUUUUCUCCCAAAUUCUGCUUCCUUGGAAAGAUUCGGCAAUAGCUUUGUAAGUGAUGUGGACAUAAUUGCCUAUAAUUAUGAAAAUCUAAAGGAUUUUUAAUGUUUAAUUUCCCCCAGCAUAUAUAUUAAGACCUCUUUUUCCAGGCAGAUCAUUCAGAGUGUGCGAGUGUGUGUGCACAUGUUACAAAGAUGACUACCAUGUUAAUAAACUAUUCAAUUUGAAAUCUUUUUCGGUAUUUGAAUUGCUUUUGAAUAAUGUUUUUUAUCCAGAUGUAACACAGUUGCAUUAGCUUUUUAACUUUCCAGUAACCUGGAUAUUUGGUUACUUGGACUUUUCUAAACUCCUCAGCCUCCCCACACACACAGUUUUAAAUGAGGCAAUUGGGCACUCAACCAAGUUUGUAUUAAAAUAAUUAAGUUUGCCCCUUCCCUUUGUUGAAUGCAUUCUUAAAAUUAAAAAACAUUCAUGCAAAUGUGGCACCUUCAUUAGCUUUACAUUUGUUAAUAUCUUCAGCAAAUCUAGGUUGACUUAACAUCAUUACUAGACACAGUAAGUCAAUUUUGAAGGCUAGAACUACAUAUUGUGUCUUUAUAAAAAUUCAGCAUUAUUAAAUUUUUAACUGCAGAAAAUGCUAGCCACCAGUAAAUCAGUGAAACUUGCAAAAAUAAGAGAAUUUGUGGCAAUAGUGCCUAUUAGUAUUUAUAAGAGCUGCAUUUUGUGGGAGAACUGGGCUAAUUAAAAAGUGCCAGUUAUAUAAAUUACUCAGUUCACCCUGUCUUUAAAUUAGAGGGCUGGAUAAUCCUUGCUGUUUUAAAGAUCAGUCUGAACUGAGAGGGAGAAAACUAUUUAAAUCCCUAGGAGUUUGCACAUACGGAAAUAUGGGAGGGUCAGAAUCAAGCACAGUCUGUAAAUUUUUGCAUAUCAAAAAGCAAUGUAAGCUUAUGAGGACCAGUGAAGUUUUUCUUGAGAAAUUAAAGCAAAACUGGUUCAAAAUAAAGCUUACUCAGUACAACUUGAAGGAGCUGCAUAAUAAAACCCUAUUUAGCUGCACUUUGAAAGUGGACUGUCUACAAUUGCUAUCCUGAUUCUAACAAUUAGGAUGAAGGCUAAUGGAUUUUUUUUAUUUCCCAGAGUACUAGUAGUUAGGUAUUAAAAGGUAUCUUCAGAGCUUCUUCAGAAUGUCUUAAACUAAACAUUUUCAGUUGUACAAUUGUGGUGAGCCCAUCUCCUCCCCCAAAAGUUUACAGUCUAGUGACUGUAUCUGAAUUCACAGAUAACUCAAAACUGAAACAGAUUUAACCUUUUUGGGUUUUGGUUUUUUUUUUUUUUGGUUUUGUUUGUUUCUUUGUAACUGUGGAACUCCCAUUCAUUUCACUUACAGCUACAUUGUAUGGACAGAAGAAGUUAUUGUCCUUCAGUUUCAUAUGACUACACUUGUAGCUACCGUAAUGCAUGGAAUUUAAAUAAAUUUUAUUAUGUCUGCAAA